AUGUUGCAGAGAGCUGCAAGCAAUGCAUAUUCAUGGUGGUGGGCAAGCCACAUCAGAACCAAGCAAUCGAAAUGGCUUGAGCAAAACCUCCAAGAUAUGGAGGAAAAGGUGCAAACUGUACUUAAACUCAUUGAAGAGGAUGGAGAUUCCUUUGCCAAGAGAGCAGAAAUGUACUACAAAAAGAGACCGGAGCUGAUAAACUUUGUGGAGGAAUCCUACAGAGCUUAUCGGGCCUUGGCCGAGCGGUAUGAUCACAUUUCAACAGAGCUGCAAAACGCCAACACCACAAUUGCUUCUGUUUUCCCGGAACAAGUUCAGUUUGCGAUGGAUGAAGAGGAUGAAGAUGCCAAAGCUCGGGUUCCAAAAAAGGUUUCGGAAGGUUCGAAAUCAAAUAUCCCAAAGGUUCCAAAGGGUCCUUUCAAAGAGUUGAAGAGUAUCAUCACAACAGCAUCAGCUACAAAAAAGUUGCUACCAAAAAGGACGACAAAAGCAGGAACUACCGCAAUAGUUUCUAAAUCGGGUCUUAAAAAAUCUGAGGCACUAGAAGAGAUCGACAGGCUUCAGAAACAGAUCCUAGCCCUACAAACUGAGAAAGAGUUUGUAAAGAGUUCUUAUGAGAAUGGUCUUGCAAAAUACUGGGAGAUUGAGAACCAGAUCAAGGAAUUGCAAGAAAGAGUAUGCAGUUUGCAAGAUGAAUUUGGUGAGGGAAUGGUCAUUGAAGAUGACGAGGCGAGGAAUCUGAUGGCAGAAGCAGCUAUAAAAUCAUGCCAAGAGAGAUUAGCGCAGUUGCAAGAGGAACAGGAUAGAUCAACAGAGGAAGCCAUAGUUGAAUCCCGAAGGAUAAGGGACACCAAGGAUAGGUUGGAGUCUCUCAAGGGUGAGUUCCAAUACAAUCAGAUCAACAAGGAAAAUCCUUUCACAAGAGAUGAAUCUAAGAAAGAAGUAGAAGUCCUAAAUGACUUAGAUGAAGAGGCGAUUAGUGAAACAAAAGAGAGACAGGAGCUGGAAUCGUUGCGAGACAAAAUCAAGGAGCAGUUUGAGGGCAAGUCAAACACGUCUCUCACGGUGACAGAAAUGGUGGAGAAGAUUGAUGAACUUGUGAACAAAGUGAUCAGCUUAGAAACUGCAGUGUCAUCACAAGCUGCUCUUGUGAAGAGACUAAAAAGCGAAACCGAUGAGCUUCAAGCCCAAAUUCGAACCUUGGAAAGUGACAAGGCAACUCUAAUUGAUGGGAAGAAAAAUUUAAGCAACAAGCUUAAGGAAAUGGAGGAAAAGUUUGAUGGAAUUCAGGUUCUCAACCAAAGUUUUAAAGAACAGAACAACAAUCUCCAAACACAUUUUACUGAAGCACGCUGUAAUCUCGAUCACCUUUCUGAUAAACUACAAAGUGUGAAGCCAGAUGAGGAGCUUAAUAUCACAGGUUCAUCAGAAACAGAAUCAGGCUCAGUCAAAGAAGCCAAUUUCAAAAGAAAUCCUUUUGACGAGUUCGAGAAAAUGCAGAAUGUAAAAUCAUGUGACGAAAUGAAGGUUACAGGUUCUUUGCAGAAAGAGAGGGAAUCUCCAAGUGAGGAAAGAUUGUCAGAAGAGACGAAAGAAGAAGAUGACAGAAAAAAAACAGGUGAUGAUUCUACAAAAGCCACUGGAGUUCUUAGUACUUAUGAUUGUGAGCAACAAAAAGAAGUUUCUCAAUCCCAAGGAGAUCAGAAACUGCUUGUCGAAGAUAAUAAGCAAACCCAAUUAAACUCAAUCGAUGUCAAACCAAAGGAACAGCCAAGAGAAGAAGAAGAAGAAGAAGAAGAAGAACCAGAUUGGCAGAAGCUGUUUAUGAGUGGAAUAGAGGACAGACAAAAGAUUCUGUUGACAGAAUAUACAUCAACUCUUAGAAAUUACAAGGAUGUGAAAAAGAAGCUAGGUGAAGUUGAGAAGAAAAGUAGAGACAACCUCUUUGAAAUAUCAUUGCAGCUGAAGGAACUAAAUAGUGCUAAUGCCAGGAAAGAUGACGAGAUCAGAACACUGCGCUUAAAACUCGGUUUUCUUGAAGAGACUCUAAACAUCGAAAACAAGGACAAAGAUGUCAAAAUAUUAGACACAAAAACCAUACCCCCAGCAGAAGAAGAGGAGGAAGACAAAGAAGACAUCAAGGCAAUUGUCACUGACCAAACACCAACGAUGACAGCAACAGAGGAAAAAUUCCGCAUGAGCAUAGACGAACUUCUUGAGCAGAACCUAGAUUUCUGGUUGAGAUUCAGCAGCUCAUUCCAUCAAAUCCAGAAAUUCAAUACGGAAGUCCAGGACUUGAAAUCUGAGAUAACAAAACUGGAAGAAAAAAGAAAGAACCAAGAUGGAAACAGUAACACACUCCAGAACCUGUUCAAAUCUGAUGCAAGGCCAUUGUACAAGCACCUGAGGGAGAUACAGACUGAGCUAUCAGUCUGGUCCGAGAAGAGUGCACUUCUGAAGGAAGAACUUCAAUGCAGAUUCUCAUCAUUGUGUGACAUCCAAGAGGAGAUAACUAAGGCUCUGAAGGCCAGUGCAGAGGACGAUGACUUCAAGUUCACGAGCUACCAAGCCGCUAAGUUUCAAGGAGAGGUUUUAAACAUGAAACAAGAGAACAAUAAGGUGGCUGAUGAGUUGCAGGCGGGUUUGGAUCAUGUCACAACGAUGCAGAUUGAUGUGGAGAGGACUCUGGCAAAGUUGAAUGAGGAGUUCAGUUUGGCUGGCUCAAAGAAACAGAAUGAUCCUCACUUGAGCCACACAGAGAGUAGGUCUCGUGUGCCUUUGAGAUCGUUUAUAUUUGGUGUGAAGAAGAAGAAGCAAAGAGCUUCAAUAUUCUCUUGUAUGGCUCCGGCCAUGCACAGAAAGUACCAUGGUCUGAGAGCAGGUCCUCCUUUUUAAGUUUAUUCUUUUAUUGGUUUGUGCAGGUUGUGUUUUUCUUUUUUGGGGUUUUCUUUUU
Molecule: messenger RNA, 2953 nt
Organism: Morus notabilis
Lineage: Eukaryota; Viridiplantae; Streptophyta; Magnoliopsida; Rosales; Moraceae
Product: protein NETWORKED 2D
Exons: 3
Coding region: 1-2895 (964 amino acids)
Molecular function (GO): actin binding
Source: RefSeq, a predicted model, not a curated record